AUGUCCCAACGCACCGGAGAACACUCAGCACUAUACAAACUCCUGCAAAAAACAUUGGCCAUCUUGGAAAGACCAAAAGCUCCUGAUCCUAUGCAAUAUACGAAAGAGAAGUAUGAAGCAUACAUGAGACAAAAUCCCCCAAAAAAUCAGCCACAAAUAGUCCCGUCGACUUCAUCUGCAGGCCCUUCGCAAAGUAUACCCUCGACGGCAACCUCUGGACCACAAGUUCAAUCCCAUGCAACUCAAGCUCAGCCUCUCCCACCCGGCUCGAUCAAACUGGUCGCAGAUUUCAUUCCACCAGCAAAGACAGCAAAAGAAGUUGAAGAAGACAAACGGGCAAGUGGUUUUCAAAAAUUGGUCCAUCGUCAGGCGACAGCUGUUGAAAAUACAGGCGCCCAUCUGCCUGCUCCUGUUCAGUCCAACUACUUCAAAGUCACUUUCAACUCCGAUCUUGAUCUGCGAAGAUACAGGAUUCACCUCGACAAAAUCGAUAAAAAAAACGUUGUCAAGCGUGAGCUUCGUCGUACUUUGAUCGAAGAGCUACUCCUACAAGUCCCUCCUUCGGGAAUUUGGGUUUCGGACUACUCGGAGUACAUCGUCUCCGUCGGCAAACUUUAUGAUAAGUUAACUGAUGUACCAGGAGCGACUGUCGAGAUUACUCAUCAUCGUCAUGGUCGAGAUCAAAUCUGGGUUCCAAUGCAUAGCCUCAUUGUUUACGAAGGCCCUUUUCAAAGAGAUGCUUUAAACACACAUGUAUCUUCGAGCGGUUCGACAUUCGUACCAGAUGCGGAUCUUAGGAUGCUGAACAUUAUCUCAUGGUUUAGAAUCAACGGCUACGCUUCACCGCAUGCACCAUUGUUUGAUGGAUUCCGGGUGCCAUUGGAUGGUGACGCGAAAUUCCUAAUCAGAACUGGCUUCUAUACAUCGAUGCGGCCAGCUGUUGGAUCGGUGCUGCUGAAUGUCAACACCGUAACCUCAGCCUUUUUCCCUCCGGUAAUACUGAGUACUUGGAUUCGAUUGUUUUGGCAGCAAGAAAUUCCGCCAGUCAAUGAACGAAGUAGUCUCAUAGGCCUUCGAGUCACUUUUGUUGGUGAUGGUGCGAAUCCUAAAACGAGAGUCAUUCGUGAUGUCAAUGGUUCAGAUGUUAGUCAAGUCACUUUUGCGCCUAGAGAUGCCAACGGAACCCCAGGCCAGGUUACCUCUGUUUAUGACCACAUGAGAAAUAAAUAUCGAUUGUUGAGAUUCAAUUCCUCUGUCUGCUGCUUGAAUAUGGGGACAGCAACCGACGAGAGAUGGUACCCGGCCGAUAAUCUGCGAAUUGUUGCUGUGCAAAUCUUCAAAAAGAUUCUUCCGGAUGAUUUGGGAAGUUUAAUGAUAAAGAUUGCUCAGUGUGAGCCCGAAAGCAACAAGAGAUUAAUUCUCAACGGGGCAUUGCCGUCUCUGGGAAUUCCAGCUACCACGAGUUCCUUCUCGCAAUUCGGCCUUAGUAUUAAUCAUGAAUUUGUAGAGGUUGUUCCGAAAUACCUUCGUCAGCCCAUACUGGAGUUUGGCGGAGGGUCCCAGUUUCACAUAUCCACGCAACCAAAUAACAAAUCUUCCUGGAUGCUCAAGGAUAACUAUCGUAUUUUCAGGUUUGCUGACACUGGAAAUUCGAUUUCUAAUCUGCAUAUCAUUCGGCUCAGGUCCAACGACAAUGCUAGUGUAGAACAAGUGAGGAACUUUGCCCGAGAUCUCGAAUGGAAAAUUGGAAACUAUGGUGUCACGCUCACAGGCAGUGCAAGUAUCUCCGACGCUGCGUUCUCGCCAAAUAGUCGGCUCUUUUGUGAUAGACUUGAUGUAGCCCUAGCAACUUUGUGUUCAAGAAACGGUAAUAGAAACCCGAGACUUCUUCUUGUAGUAGUCCCCGACGGGGAUAUACGUACCUAUGCAAAUAUAAAGUGGUGGGGUGACUGUGUCGCUGGUAUUCCGACAAUUUGCAUCACCAAAAAAGUGCUUACCAAAGGGAAGUUUAUGAACAAUAGAUUUCAACGGGACACUGGAGUUAUCCUUAAUAUCAGUCUCAAGAUAAACUUCAAAUUAGGAGGUACUAGCCAUUUCAUUAGCGACGAGGCAAGCCAAAGAAUCUUCUGGGCUGGUGCGAAGGCAAACACGAUGAUCGUUGGAGCAGACGUUUCGCAUGCUGGUAAAGGUAGGGAUGCGACGUGUCCUUCAAUGGCAGGGGUCGUAGCUACUUGUGAUCAGCUAUGCUCUCAAUACUUUGCAUCCGCUCGCCUUCAAGAAAAUAACACCGAGUCGAUCGCAGACCUAGCCGAUAUGAUUGGAGAACGCCUUGACAAGUACAGGACUGCGAAUAAUAAUUCUCUACCAGAACAUAUACUCUUCUAUCGCGAUGCUGGAUGCAAGGCGGCAGGUGGAACAGGCGGAAAAGGCGGUAAUUGGUGCCCAAAAAUUACUCUGCUAGUAGUCGGAAAGCGUCAUCACACCUGCUUCUUUCCCAAAUUAGCGAAAAACGACAAAUACAACAACAACCUUUCAUCAGGCUUGGUGAUUGAUUCCGGGGUAGUUACACCUAAUCAUUUCAGUUUCUAUCUCCAGAGUCAUGAUAGCGCACUUGGGACAGCAAGAAGCGCACAUUACAUUGUCAUCAUAAAUGAGAGUGAUUACACACCGAGCAGAUUCAAGAGACGGGCAUUUAAAGCUUUGUCUGUUUGUACGCCGGCCAAAUACGCGGAUAUUCUAUGUGAUCGCAUGCGUUGCUACAUGAAGCCGGCUCUGGACAAUGACUUCGCUGCCACUUCUCCAAAUAACUUGACUUUCUAUCGAAACAACACAGGAAUUUGGAUUGAUCCUUACCAGAAUAGAACCAAUCCCUGGCAUCCUGAUCUUAACGAUCUGAUGUUUUAUCUCUGA
Messenger RNA from Botrytis sinoallii, 2910 nucleotides. RefSeq lists its product as uncharacterized. The transcript is spliced from 9 exons. Gene Ontology annotation, molecular function: protein binding; nucleic acid binding. Bases 1 to 2910 code for a protein of 969 amino acids. The record is from RefSeq and is a predicted model, not a curated record. Lineage: Eukaryota; Fungi; Ascomycota; Leotiomycetes; Helotiales; Sclerotiniaceae.